This is a messenger RNA of Nerophis ophidion (straightnose pipefish), 2377 nucleotides long. Its product is annotated as monocarboxylate transporter 12-B-like. The record is from RefSeq and is a predicted model, not a curated record. NCBI's taxonomy places the organism in Eukaryota, Metazoa, Chordata, Actinopteri, Syngnathiformes, Syngnathidae. Bases 429 to 2087 code for a protein of 552 amino acids. Gene Ontology annotation, molecular function: monocarboxylic acid transmembrane transporter activity. The transcript is spliced from 9 exons. Gene Ontology annotation, biological process: monocarboxylic acid transport; transmembrane transport.
CACGUUGAGUCUUUCUUGAUGCUGGAACACGUGACGUUUCGAUAUUGAGAAGGAAAGAUUUUGUGAGAAACAUGUGGCGUCAUGUGAGCGUCUCUGCUGUGGUUGGGGGGACGAAGUCCUCCCCCCGCCCUCGCUCCCUCAGCACACUUAUAUUGUUGGUGUUGCAGGUCAAGCGGCUCCAGGGUGUUGACGGAAGGCACACAGCAGCUGGAGGAGGUAUGACCCCGUGAGGCCACAGUCUCAGUCCAAGAUUAAGCGUGACGAGCCCAACUUCAUGGAGGCCGUCCCCCCUGCUGCAAAGGUGCCGCAUGUUUAGACGACCGUGAGCUGUCCUGACCUGCACUCCUACUGUACCAGCGGCGGCGGCUGCAGCGAGGGGCAGGGGAGGACGCCGCUGAUGCUGCUGGUUGGCCGGCGCCACGACUGUCAUGCAGGAGAAGAUGGAGAAGGGCAAGGAGUCGCCCGAGGUCACAACCCCACCGGAGGGCGGCUGGGGAUGGAUGGUCGUCGCCGGCUGCUUCCUCGCCACCAUCUGCACACGGGCUGUCACCAGAUGUGUUGCCAUGUUCUUCGUGGAGUUCCAGCUGCAUUUUGAGAGGGAUUAUUCCACCACGGCCUGGAUCCACAGUCUCAUAGAUUGCACCACCAUGUUCUGCGCUCCUCUCGGCAGCUUCCUUGCCGACCGUCUGUCAUGCAGAGCGACCAUGAUGCUCGGCGGGCUCAUGUCCUCUAUCGGCCUGGUCCUCAGCUGCUUUGCCUCCAGGCUGGAACAUCUGUACGUCUCUCUGGGGAUCCUUGCAGGCGUAGGUUUUGCGCUCAACUUCACGCCGUCCAUCGCCAUGGUAGGCCGAUACUUCAGCGAGAAGAAAGCUUUGGCCUAUGGUAUCGCUCUGUCAGGCAGCGGCAUCGGGACCUUCAUCCUGGCCCCGGUGAUCCAGCUGCUCAUCGAUCAGUACUCCUGGAGAGGAGCCAUGCUGGUCCUGGGCGGCUUCGUGUCCAACUUGUGCGUCUGUGGCGCUCUGAUGAGGCCCGUGCAACCCCGCACAGGUCAAAGGGCGGGACAGAGCGACGUUGGCGACGUGGAGCAAGAAGUCGACGCCAAAGAAGAACCUUCGGGUCACGGCGUGGAAGAUCCAAAGUCGCUGGAAAUCAGCAGCUUCAGUCGCACUCAGAGCCUUCUCAUCGCCAACGGAGCGCUCCAAAGCUGCGAGCUGGAGGAGAGGCAACUGCCUCCGGGCAAGGUGGCCUUGCCGGCGAACGGACCCGAAGCCGGCUCGACGGACAUCAAGCUGGCGGAGUGCAUUUUAUUAGGCAAAAAGCUUACGGCGAACAUGCUCGGGGAGCUGCAGGUCUCCGAUGCCAAGCUGACCAAGCGGGUGCAGGACGUUCACAACGCGAAGGGGGAAGACGUUAACUCGCCCGGUUGUUGUCGCUGGCUGCAGCCUCGGCGGGACUUUGGCUUCCUUCUCAUCCCCGACUUCAUGAUCUGGUCGCUGUCCUUCUUGUUUAUGGCGUACGCCUGCAGCACACCCGUGGUCUACCUGGUUCCCUACGCCAUCAGCCAGGGCGUGGAGAGCAAGCAGGCCGCCUUCCUCAUGUCCAUAUUUGGCAUCAGCGGCAUCGUGGGAAACAUCACCUUCGGGUGGAUCGCAGACAGGAAGUGCCUGAACAGGUACCGGAUGCUUAGCUUUAUGGUAAGUGUGGCGGUGGAGGGACUGUGCUGCUGGUCCCUGCCGCUCCUGCACUCCUUCGCCCCCCUGGCGCUCUUUGCCGUCGUCUACGGUUACUUCGAAGGCGCCUACGUGGCGCUCAUUCCCGUGGUGACCUCGGACGCGGUGGGCUCCGACUACCUCAACUCUGCCCUGGGUGUGGUCUACUUCCUGCACGCCAUCCCGUACCUUGUCAGCCCACCAAUCGGCGGUUGGUUGGUGGACGUGACGGGAAACUACGCGGGAACCUUUUUCCUCAGCGGCACUACCUUCAUAUUCAGCUCGGUGGUUCUCGCCGUCGCCAUGUUGGUCCGACACUCCUGGAAGACGAGCCUUUCCUGUCUCAAACGCGCUGAAUGUCAACAAGACAUCAUCUGAUGCUGAAUAUGUGUAUUUAUCUUGAAAAAAAAGAGGUGUUUUCUACAUGGUACCUGCUCAUAUGUGUUGGGGUUAAUGUCUGUGGGUGUAAGUUAUAGUAAAUACAUAACAGUUACAUGAUGGACUGUGGAUUGCUGUUAAGUCAAUGUUGUUAUCAAUUAUUCACUUGGUUUGGGGAAAAUGUUCCAUAUUUUGUGCGUUUGCCAUGUACAAAACCCAAAACCAGUGAAGUUGGCACGAUUUAUAAUUCGUAAAUAAAAACAGUUUACAAGAAUUUGCCAAUCAUUUUC